This is a messenger RNA of Thyridium curvatum, 2229 nucleotides long. RefSeq lists its product as uncharacterized. Bases 1 to 2229 code for a protein of 742 amino acids. NCBI's taxonomy places the organism in Eukaryota, Fungi, Ascomycota, Sordariomycetes, Thyridiales, Thyridiaceae. Gene Ontology annotation, molecular function: metalloendopeptidase activity. Gene Ontology annotation, cellular component: plasma membrane. Gene Ontology annotation, biological process: protein processing. The record is from RefSeq and is a predicted model, not a curated record. The transcript is spliced from 3 exons.
AUGGCGCUCAACGCCUCCACAGGGGGUCUUUGCACGACGCCAGAGUGCAUCCGGAUCGCUUCCCAUAUGCUGUGGUCCAUGGCGCCUAACUACACCGAGAUUGACCCAUGCACGGACUUUGAUAAGUCCGGUCUGCCAGAUGUCUGCGCCGGAUGGGAUGCGCAUACCCAAGUCCCCGCCGGCCUAAACUCGAUAGAGGUGAUCGUUGAGCAAGACCAGCAGAUCACAUGGGAUGUCAGCCAGAUGUUGGAGGGGCCGUACCCUUCUGGAUCGAAUAUCGGCUGGGUGACCGAGUCGCUGUCAAAAGAGCAGGCCGAGGUCGACAAGGAGAACUGGGCCCUGCUGCAGAAGGCCUACAACACCUGCAUGAAUAUGACAGCAACUGCAGCCCUGGAUGUCAAACCGCUGCAGGCAUUUCUGGAAGACCUUGCCAAAUCCUUCCCGGUCGAAUCCGGGUCGCAGAAGACUGAUCUCGAUGCGUUUGCCAAGGCCGUGGUCAAGCUCCAACAGUUCAACAUUCAGACCUUCUUCUCCGCAACUGUAAACCUGGAUGAUCUUGACAAGACCAAAUAUGUUCCCGUUUUCGGUCCUCCCAAAUUUACAGACAUUCCUGCUGGUACAGACCAGGCGACUCUCAAAUUGCUCACUGCAUAUGCUGCCGCUAUACUGCAGGCUGUGUAUCCUGGCAACCUGACCCUCGACGCAGCCACCGAGAAGGUCACCCAAAUGCUGGAGUUCCAAACGACAAUCGAUGGCAUGGCGAAGCUUGGAUUGGCCAGCGAUCCGGUGUCGCUUGAUCCCACCAAGCUCGUGCCUAGGGCCUCACAGGAGGAGAUCAACGCUACAGCGCCAGCGCUCAACUUCCCGGCGAUCUUCGAGCUCAUGGCUCCGAAAGGCUAUAAACCAGAGAAUAUUACAUUGCUCGGGCAAGACUAUAUGAAGAACGUCUCUGCCUUGGUCGCCGGGACCCCACCCGCUGCGCUCAAAGACUACCUCAUCUGGCGUGCCACCCUUUCCCUUGCCGAGUUUACGAUCUCGGACCUGACCAAGCCAUUGAACGACUAUCGGACCACCAUCAAGGCCCAAGGGCUUCAGUAUGGAGAGGCGGCUCAAUGGCGAACUUGUGUCAAGAACAUGGAAAGCGGCCCCUCCCUCGUUAAUUCGCUGGGCCCCAUCGGCACCCCUCACACCCUUGGCUUUGCCAUCAGUCGCUUCUUCAUUGAUAGGUACUACAGCCCGGAAGCGCGUAAGCAGACUGACGAGAUGGCCACCAACAUCCAAGAGACGCUAGGCGAGAGAAUGCUGCAGAAGGACUGGGUCGCAAACAAGACCAAGACGGCCAUCAAGGACAAGCUCGACAAGAUUGUGCACAAGAUCGGCUUCCCCGAGUCGGACCCCAACGUCCUCGACCCGGCCUCCCUGCGCGACUACUACGCCGGCCUCGAGUUUACCGACUCCUACUUCGCCAAUACGCUGGCCCUCGCCGGCUUCGGUGUCAACAAGACCUGGGCGCAGCUCGGGCGGCCCGCCAACCCGAAGGCCUUUGUCCUCGCGACCCCCAUGAUGGUCAACGCCUUCUACCAGGCCAACUACAACGAGAUCAACAUCCUGACGGGCUGGCAGCAGUUCCCCAUCUACGACAAGGGGUUCCCCUCGUACCUGAUCUACGGCGGCAUGGGCGUCGUCGUGGCGCACGAGUUCAUCCACGGCUUCGACAGCCAGGGGCGCAAGUUCAACGCCGAGGGCGAGAAGGCCGACUGGUGGGACAACGCCACCGUCGCCGAGUUCACCAAGCGCACCGACUGCUUCGUCGAGCAGUACGAGAAGUUCACCAUCGCGGCGCCCAACGGCACGCAGCUGCACGUCAACGGCGCCAAGACGCUGCCCGAGAACAUCGCCGACAGCGGCGGCGUGGCGACCAGCUUCGAGGCGUGGAAGCGGUCGAUGCAAAAGAAGGCCAAGCGCGGGGGUACUUCCUCUGGCGGCGACUGCCGGCAGCAGAACCCGAAGCUGCCGGGCCUCGAGAAGUUCACCGACGAGCAGCUCUUCUUCAUCAAGUGGGGGCAGACCUGGUGCGACAACCGGUCCCCCGAGUUCGCCGUCACGGCGCUCGAGACUGACGCCCACUCGCCCAAGAACGGGCGCAUCAAGGGCUCGACGGCCAACUCGGCCGAGUUCUUGAAGGCGUUCAACUGCCCCAACAAGAAGCCGACUUGUGAGCUGUGGUGA